This is a messenger RNA of Prorocentrum cordatum, 3555 nucleotides long. The record is from the annotation of a GenBank genome assembly. Lineage: Eukaryota; Dinophyceae; Prorocentrales; Prorocentraceae.
AUGGAGAGAGUCACUGACUGGAUGGUGCUGAUAUGUACGGUCGACACCGACAUCUAUGAAGAGGACUAUUCGUGCCAGGGGAAAGAUAUCAUCGCCGUGAGGUUCACAUCAGAUCGGGCGACCUUCCCGCCUGGCGUCGGUGCGGCCAACUUGUACCAGUUCAGGCGGGACCUCACGGCGGUGGAGAUGCAGCAGAUCGACCAGACCGCGUUGGACUAUUGUAGGGCAGCGCUGACCGCCGACCACCAGCGCCUGCGGCUGCCUGUUCCCGGCGGGCCGUUCCUGGUGCCGCUGACCUUCGGCCCAGCUGGGGAUGGUGGCCCAGCCGCGGGCGCCGCGCCGGCCGCCGCGGGCGCCGCACCCCUGGUCGCCGCUGCGCUGGCCGCCCCAGCGGCGAUGCUUGCCGGCGCGGCGGCUGCGCCUCCCCCUGCGGGAGGAGCGGCGCCGGGCGGCGCGGCUGCGGCAGGGCCGGGGGCUGCGGCCCCGGUGGCUGAGGCGGCGGUCUGGGUGCUGGUCGAGUCGACGACGGCGGGCCGGCGAGGGGCGGUGGUGAUUCCGCCCGCCGGCUCGGACUUCCGCGGGGCCGCCGGCUUGAUGCCUCACGCUGACGGGACGUUGGUGGCGAUCCGUUCGAUAUCCGAGCCCGCGCAGACCUACGCUGGUCGGGGGGCCGCCUCGGACGCCAGACUGAUGAGCAUCGUCGCGAACCCAGCGGCUCCUGGCGGCAGGCUCCUUAGGCAGUGGCGUGACGCGGUGGCCACCUUCACGGAGGAGUCAUUCGUGGAUUGGUGCAUUCCAGGCCCACGCACGUGCUUCUGUUGCUGCAAGAGCAUAGACAGACGUCAGGGUGGCCCGCUUGAUCAUUUCAGGUUCUGGAAGUCCACCUUGGGGCUGCCGACCGAGGACUACGGGGUCAGCGACUACAAGGCGAGUGCGCGGGCCAUCUACACCCUCGCCUGCUGGGGCGGCCUCGACCUGCCGAACCUGGCGGGGGCGGAGCAGAUCCUCAGGAAGUGCCAGAUGUAUGAGUACGUGUACGUCAUGGGUACUUCUCGGGCGAUCGUGCUGGGCGACAGCGUGAUCUAUUUCCACUGCCAGAGCCUGGAGGUCCGAGUUCUUAGCGACUAUGCUGGCGAGAGCGCCACCGUCGCUCCGCUCGACUUUGAUAAUAUCAACGGCCUCUCGCUCCCGGACGAGGGUUUCAAGCUCGUGCCGCUUGACGCGCUGGGAGGAGGUGCUGACCGUGAGAUAGUCGAGCGGCUUCAUGAUAUGAUGUUGUCCCAGUCUGAGGGUCGUGCUCGGAUCGAGUCUGAGGGCCCCCGGAAGCUCUGCGCCGACCCGGCGCUGAGGAACCCCGAGCUGUGCGCCCAGCUGCUGCGGACCCCCGAGCGCGGGAAACUUAUCGAUGUUUACGACGACAAGUGUUGUAGCGUAGGUGCCUUUUUCGUUUACAGGAAAUCGGGUAAGCUGCGGCUCAUCCUGGACGGCAGGCACGCCUCCCUGCACUUCCAGGUCCCCAACACGGUCGCUCUCGCGUCGGGGGCGACCUUCGCCGGCCUCCACGUGGGCGGGGGCAAGCCCCUUGCGGUGGCGGAGGUCGACCUGGCGGAUGCGUUCUACACGAUGCCGCUGCCGCCGAAGUUCAGGGGCGAGCUGGUCUACCCGUGCUUCAGGUGCCCCCCGAUGGGCUGCUCUUUCAGCCUGUGGAUCUGCCAGGCGAUUUUGGAGGGGAUGGCCCUGAAGGUGCCCCAGCUCUCCCUCGCGAGCCGCUUCGUGGACCGCCGGCCUGUGGCGCAGGUGUCCGAGGCCGUGAUUCACACCGAGUACGUGGACAAUGCGAUCAGCCUCUCCACCAACUCGGAGACGGCGAUCGCCGCCGCGUCGGCCGUGGACUCGCAUCUUCGUGCGGCUGGGCUGCCUACCCACGGAGUUGAGUCUUGUUUUUGCGCCGUGGCGUUGGGCUGGCAGUUCGACGAGAAGUUCCCGAUCGUCGGGCUGAACCCAGCGCUCCGGUGGAAGCUGCGGCUCGCUUUCUUGGAGCUGUGCCGGAGGGGCUAUGCCUCGGGCAAUGCGAUCUCGCGCGUGGUGUCCCGCUUCACCUCGCGGGGGCUGAUUCGCCGCGAGUUUUUGUCUGCUCUCAACUCGCUGUGCGCUUUAUCUGCCCAGUACGGAGGGCCGGUCGUCGGCGUCGACAGCUUCGCGGGCCCGAAGGCCCCGAUCAAGGGGCCUCUGGAGGUGCCCAUAGAGAAGCCCGUCGAGGAGUCCGCGGUGGAGGGGGAGCUCGUGGAGGAGGAGAUGUUCGGUGGCAUCGAGGAGGAUGAGGAGUUCCCCGAAAUCCCGCACGACGUCUGGGCGAAAGGCUGGGCCCCGGUGGUAUCCCAUCGCUGGAGUCGUUCAGAGCACCAGGUUGUCCUGGAGGCCUGGGGCAUGGUCGUGGCCGUCCGUCAUGUUCUCCGACGCGUCUCCUCGUUCAAUCGAUGCCAUCUCUGCUUGGGCGACUGUUUGGGGGCCAUCCUGGCCGCCGCAAAGGGGCGCUCGUUGCGGCGGGAGAUGGGCCGCGUGCGCCGGCAGCUGGCGGCCCUUUCGCUGGCUAGCGGUGCGGCCUUCUUCUGGCGCUGGGUCCCCUCGGAGAGGAACGCGGCCGACCGCGCCUCCAGGAACCUGCCGGGCGUGGGCUAUGCUGCAGCGGCGGCGGGCCCUUGCGGCCCCAGCGCCGCCGCUGGCCGCCCCGGCCCUGGGCGUGAGCACGGUGGGCUUGCUGGCGAGGGCUGGCCCGACAGCCUACAGCGGGCCCCCGCCUGGCAUCCCCAGGGCGUGAGCUGGCGGGGUCGGAACCAGCGGUCGUUCCUCGAGCUGAAGGCCGUUGGGGACAGGACCGCUCUGGACUACCAGAUCCGAUACCAAGCUUUCCUGGCUAGGUCGGCGAAUGCGGGCCUGUCGGUGACGACCGUCCCGGGCCUGGAGGAGGCGCUCCUGGAGUACUUCAACCAGCUGUACUUCGACGGGCACGACUCGCCGGACGGGCCGAAGCUGGCGGCGGCGGUGGCGCACUUCCAGGCGCUGAAGGGCUGGAAGACUCUGGCGCCUCCUCGCGCCCGCCUGCCCCUGCCGUGGCCGGUCGUGGCCCUGCUGGCCGACUGGAUUGCGGCGAACGGCUUCCUAGCCGCAGCCCGGGCGACCGUGCUGACCUUCGCCCUCUACCUGCGGCCGUCGGAGACGCUGUCGCUGCGUGUCAAGUCGGUCGUGCGGCCGAUCAGGUCCGGUCCGCGGCAUCUGAGCAAGCGCUCGAUCCUGCUGUCCCCCGCGGAGCUCGAGGCAAGGUCGAAGACCGAGGACUACGACAUCAGCAACCUGCUGGGCAAUCCGGAGUUCAGUUGGGUCGACCAGAUGCUUGAUCGCCUCGUGAGGGGGCGUGCGGUCGACGCGCCCCUGUUCACCGUGGACAUGAGGUCGUGGGCGCGGACCCACGAGAUGCUGACGAACGCCAGGGAGUUCGGCGACAUCAAGAAGCGCGGGCGCUGGGAGGCCGACAGGCGCCUCAAGCGAUGCGCGUAA